Uncinocarpus reesii 1704 is the source of this 1608-nucleotide messenger RNA. RefSeq lists its product as uncharacterized. The record is from RefSeq and is a predicted model, not a curated record. The transcript is spliced from 4 exons. The coding region runs from base 1 to 1608 and encodes 535 amino acids. NCBI's taxonomy places the organism in Eukaryota, Fungi, Ascomycota, Eurotiomycetes, Onygenales, Onygenaceae.
AUGGAUUCCGUGCCGCGACGCAGGAACCCAGGCUUCGACGCCGUGGCCAACGGGCAGCUGAUCUCGUCCAAGCAGAUGCCACAAGAAGACCUCUGGCCCUCGACGCUUUCGCCAAUCCGAUUUCUACCGCCGUGCUGGGGCAGGAAGACGGGCGCCUGCACCGACGACGACGACGCGGUGGACGCCAGCGCCGCGACUGCAGACGGGCUGGAUCCCCAACGGGGUGCUCUGGCACCGGGACGGGGCGCCUCGCAGGACGCGGAACGACCGCGGCCGGUGUAUCAGAACGUCUACUCGCUGCCCAUUGCAGACGGCGAUGCAAAGGAUCCGACGUGGAGCCCGCAGAGCUACUCCGUGCCGCCGGAUGCCCUGGUGCCUCCGACGCUGCAGCACCCAGACGACACCGACCAGGAGGCCAGCGUCCGCAAGAAGCCCCGGCUGGCGGAGCAGCGGCCGCAGCAGCAGCAGCAGCAACUGACGCUCAACACCAACGUGCCGCCUCCCUUCUCCUUCUCGCCAUACUCCUUCUCCAGCAGCACGCCGUCCCUGGACUUCAACUUCUCCGCGUACUCGGACGCCCCGUCGUCGUGCUCGAGCUUCACGCCCCAGAGCACGCUGUACUUUGCCUCGACGCCGCUGUCUCCGGUGCCUUCUCCCAGGCGCCACUCCGACAUUGCGCGGUUUGGCAACCGGCCGCGAACAACGUCGUCGCCGCGCCCCCGGCCGCAGUCGAGUCCGUAUUCGCUGGACGUGGGCCGGCGUCGACUGUCCAACGGCUCCGCCGGCUCGUUUGCGUCGUACGCGCCCCCUUUCGCUGGCCGAAAGCCGGUCAACGCGUCCGCAUUCACGUCUCCGCAGAUCCACGGCAGCCAUGUGUUCCCGCCGCCACUGGUCCCCGCGGGCGGCCACCCGGCAGGGAGUUUGUUUUUGCAUUCCGCGUUCACCACCCCCGAUCCGUUUGGCCAGCGGUUCAUGGUGCCCGACCCGAUCGCGUCGCAGCGGAUCCCGCGCACGCUGCGCAGCGACCUGGACCCGGACCAGACGUACUUUGAGGACUACUCGGGGUUCGCGGAGCCGCCGGACCUGCUGGGCCCGCUAAAGGACCGGCCGCUGUCGCCGCCGCGCGAGGACAUGGUGCCGGCGGACCCGACGAUGGUGCCGCACGAGCAGGACCUGCGGUUCGAGCACGACCUGUACACGCCCAAGUGGGUGCGCGGGCACGGCAACAAGCGCGAGGGCUGGUGCGGGAUCUGCAAGCCGGGGCGGUGGCUGGUGCUGAAGAACUCGGCGUUCUGGUACGACAAGAGCUUCACGCACGGCAUCAGCGCGGUGACGGGGCAGGCGUUUGCGGCGCCCAAGGAGAUCCGGCGCACCGAGGGCAGCGCGAACAUCUGGGAGGGCCUGUGUGGGAACUGCGGGCAGUGGGUAGGACUGGUGACGAGCAAGAAGAAGGGCACGACGUGGUUCCGCCAUGCGUACAAGUGUCACAACCACUACAAGCCGGACGAGUCGCUCAAGCGGCCGCGCGACGGCGACGAGCGGCCAGAGGCGUAUCACAAGUCAGAAGCGGCGGGAUCAAAGGAGAACUCGCGGUCGAUUAUUCCUUAG